AUCUUGGAGCCUGGAGUCACAGCCUCCCCUUGUCUAAAUAUGAUCUGUCACCAGUGUCCGGAUCAGGAUCAGCAUGACUCUUUAGAAGAGGAAACAAUGAAUGUCUACUCCCCACCCACCCUUCUGCAGCUGGCAAGGCAGAAGCUACUGAGGGAGGAGACCUUGGCCACUUCUGCUCUCAAGGACCUACCCAAGGAGCUGCUACCAGAGAUAUUUGAGGAGGCCUUCACUGAUGAACGUACAAAGAUCUUAAGGGCCAUGAUACCUAUGUGGCCCUUCCCAUGCCUUCCUGUAGGAACGCUGAUAAAGAACCCCAACCUGGAGACUUUGAAGGCUGUGCUUGAGGGACUAGAUAUACUGCUUGCACAAAAGGUUCGCUCCAGUAGGUGCAAACUCAGAGUACUCAAUUUGAGGAAUGAACACCAUGAGUUUUGGAGGAUAUGGGCUGGAUCCCAUGAAGAUGAAUGCUUACCACACUUGACCCAGAAGCAGCCAGUGGAGAAUAGUCCAGACUGUGGAGUGAAGAAACAUUUGCAGGUGACAACUGACUUCAAACUCAUGAAGGGCAGACUUGAUGAAUCUGCUACAUACUUGUUGCAGUGGGCCGAGCAGAGAAAAGAUUCCAUUCAUCUAUGCUGUAGAAAGCUGCAGAUUCAGGGCAUAUUCAAAGACACAUUCAUAGAAAUCUUCAAAAUUAUAGAUACAAACUGUAUGCAGGAGCUGGAGCUAAGUUGUAUCUGGGAAGAAGAAUUGUCUUUUCUUAAUCCCUACCUGAGACAGAUGAAAAAUCUUCUCACUCUCAAGCUAGGUGACAUCACAGAAGUUACUAUGGAUGGUGAUGAUUUGUUUGACAAGAAGAAAAGGCGCAAGUUGAUUUCUCAGCUUCUCUCAUUCUACUGUCUCCAGAAUCUCUAUGUAGAUGGUACCUUUAUAGAAGGAAAUAUGAUAGAAUGCCUCAGAUACCUGAAGAAGCCCUUGGAGACUCUGUGCCUCCAAUACUGUUUUCUCUCACAGACAGACUUGGAUUACCUGCCCCAUUGCCUGAAUAUUUGUAAGCUCAAACAUCUGAACCUGAGUUAUAUAUUUUUAUUUAAUUUAUUCCUUGAGCCUCUUGGGAGUCUUCUUGAGAGAGUUAAAGAUACCCUGCAAACCCUGGAAAUGCAAUUAUGUGGGAUGACGGACCGUCAUUUCAGUGUCCUCCUGCCUGCCCUAAGCCAAUGCUCCCACCUCACAAAGAUCAAUUUCUAUGAAAAUACCCUCUCUUUACCUGUUCUGAAACAACUUUUGUACCACACAGCCAACCUGAGCCAGCUGACUCAGGAACAGUACCCUGCCCCUCAGGAGUGCUAUGAUAACAUGCGUGGAGUUGAAACACACAGACUGGAAAACGUAUGCACUGGGCUUCUGGAUAUACUCAGGGCCAAAAGACAGCCCGAGAGGGUUGCCUUUGCUACAUCCCGUUGCAUUAAAUGUCGUGGCUUCUUGGUCUAUGAUCUGGAGACCCAACGUUGCCUUUUCCAGCACUAA
Molecule: messenger RNA, 1527 nt
Organism: Mus caroli (Ryukyu mouse)
Lineage: Eukaryota; Metazoa; Chordata; Mammalia; Rodentia; Muridae
Product: oogenesin-1-like
Biological process (GO): negative regulation of apoptotic process; positive regulation of cell population proliferation; negative regulation of DNA-templated transcription
Cellular component (GO): cytoplasm
Source: RefSeq, a predicted model, not a curated record